This is a messenger RNA of Mustela lutreola (European mink), 723 nucleotides long. It is a transcript of the gene KLRF2, whose product is annotated as killer cell lectin like receptor F2. Lineage: Eukaryota; Metazoa; Chordata; Mammalia; Carnivora; Mustelidae. The transcript is spliced from 6 exons. Bases 69 to 674 code for a protein of 201 amino acids. The record is from RefSeq and is a predicted model, not a curated record.
GGAGAAAUACCUAAGGCUAACACUAUUCUCCAUUUUCUUUAUACUGUUUUCUGGGUAAUAUCACAUAGAUGGAAAAUGAAGAUGGCUAUAUGGUAUUGGAUUACAGGAAUAUUUUAAAAUCCAGACAGAGGCCUAAAGAUUUCUCCCUGUAUCCACGAUAUCAUUGUCUUAUGCUAGUAUUUGGCUGUAUUGGGUUCCUUAUUUUCAUGAUCACACUGAUUUGCCUGAACUUUUGGGGUACAGAUAAAAGAAUGGAUUUCUCCCAGAAAGUAAAUAUCAGCCGUCUAGCAGGAAAUAAUUAUUUGUGCCCAAAAGACUGGCUACUGAACCAAGAGAAAUGCUACAAGUUUUCAAUUUCUUCUAAAACUUGGAAUGAGAGUCAACACGAUUGUGCAAAUCUACAGGCACAUUUACCAGUGAUCCAAACUCUGAAUGAGCUGGAGUUCAUACAGGAGACUUUAAAACCUGGAAAUCCUGGUUGGAUUGGACUACAUAGUACAUCCCCAGGAAAACAAUGGAUGUGGAUAAACAAACAACUUUUUGUGGAACAAAAUGAUUUUCUCAUGAUUGGACCAACGGAUCACGAGAGCUGUGCUGUCGUAACAGGAAAGCAGGUAUAUUCUGAAGACUGUAACUCCAAAUUUAAUGGCAUUUGCCAAAGAGAUGCUGUCUGAACAACGAAAACAAAUCUGUGCAUUUAAAUAAAGAUUUGGAUUAAAUUUA